AUGCUUGACUACAUUUCCCUAGCUUUCGUGGUUGCUGUAAAAGUUUUCAAGAAAACAACUCCCAAUGGAAAAAUUACGGUGUACCUUGGCAAACGCGACUUCAUUGAUCAUAUGGAUUACUGCGAUCCCGUUGAUGGAGUCGUGGUUGUUGACACCGAGUACCUGAAAGGAAGAAAAAUUUAUAGUCAGCUUGUGACGACGUACCGCUAUGGUAGGGAGGAAGAUGAGGUGAUGGGUGUGAAGUUUUCCAAGGAAAUGGUGAUUGGCCAGGACCAAGUCGUCCCAAUGAUUAACUCGAAGAUGGAACUGACUCCUGUGCAAGAGAAGUUGCUGAAGAAGCUUGGCCCUAACGCCUUCCCUUUCACCUUCAAUUUCCCUGAGAUGGCGCCUAGCUCGGUAACUCUGCAACCUGCCGAGGAAGAUCAAGGCAAACCUAUGGGAGUUGAGUACUGCGUGAGGACUUAUGUUGCUGAGAAUGAAGAUCAGAAGAGCCACAAGCGUAGCUCUGUUACUCUUGCUAUCAAGAAGCUGCAACACGCACCUUCUUCUCGCGGUCGCCGUCUCCCAAGCUCUCUUGUGAGCAAGGGAUUCACCUUCAGCAAUGGCAAGAUCAACCUUGAAGUGACCUUAGAUCGUGAGAUCUACUACCAUGGCGAGAAGAUUGCAGCGAACAUCAUUGUUUCCAACAACUCACGGAAAGCUGUGAGGAAUAUUCGCUGCAUGGUCGUGCAACACGUUGAGAUUACUAUGAUCAACUCUCAAUUUAGCCGCCAUGUUGCCUCUUUAGAAAGCCGUGAAGGCUGCCCUAUCACACCUGGAGCAAGUUUGUCGAAGACCUUCUACCUGGUUCCAUUGGCUCGCAGCAACAAAGACAUCCGCGGCGUGGCUCUGGACGGCCACCUGAAGGAAGAUGAUGUGAACCUGGCCAGCUCUACCUUGGUAGUGGAAGGCAAAUGCCCAGCUGAUGCCAUUGGUAUUGUGGUUUCUUACUCCGUCCGAGUAAAGCUUAACUGCGGAACUCUAGGCGGAGAGCUCGUAACCGAUGUGCCAUUCAAGCUACUGCAUCCAGCUGAAGGCACCGUUGAACGCCAGCGCUUUAACGCGAUGAAGAAGAUGCAAUCCAUCGAAAGACAUCGCUACGAGAAUUCUCUAUACACCAACGAGGAGGAAGACAAUAUCGUGUUUGAGGACUUCGCUCGCCUUAGGAUGAACGAGCCUGAAUAAAUGUCAUCCUAAAAGUAACCCAACAAAAACAAAAAAAUGAAUAAUUUUAAAGAAAACUUAAAAAAAAGAAACUAAGCAAGCAACUACGAAACAUUUAAUUUGUGCAAAUAAAUCCCUGUUUAGUUAUGAAAAAAGUCUGCAUUAGAGUUCAUGUUAUAAUUUUUAACUGCAUUAAUGGCCACACCAGAUGAAGUGUUUACUCUCUCUGCAAAUGCAUAGUUGAAAAGUUAUUAUAGAACUUCGUCAUUGUCCACUUUCACGUCUUAAUACUUAUUAUUGUCUUUAUAAUAUUAAAUUAUUCUCCUUUUCACGUAAUAUUCAUUUAAUACUUUGUUAUAUCCAUUCAAUAUACUUCGGAAAUUGUAUAUAAAAUUAUACUUCAUGCGAAUUUUUUUAAUUUAAAUUAUUUAUGUAACAAUUGGCAUUAUGGAAUAUAAACCCCUUACCUUAUUUUAUUAUUGUAAAC
Messenger RNA from Hyposmocoma kahamanoa, 1690 nucleotides. It is a transcript of the gene Arr2, whose product is annotated as arrestin homolog. The transcript has 6 exons. Lineage: Eukaryota; Metazoa; Arthropoda; Insecta; Lepidoptera; Cosmopterigidae. Gene Ontology annotation, biological process: G protein-coupled receptor internalization; signal transduction. The record is from RefSeq and is a predicted model, not a curated record. The coding region runs from base 1 to 1224 and encodes 407 amino acids. Gene Ontology annotation, molecular function: G protein-coupled receptor binding. Gene Ontology annotation, cellular component: cytoplasm.